UCAUUUGAAAAAUUACAGUACUGGGAAUCUCGGGUAUUUCUAAUCAUAAUAAUGGAUAACUUCAUCACUAAUAUAAAAAAUAAAAUAAUGUUACCAGGACGAGACCAAACGGAAGAGCAUUCAAAGAAUAUCGCUCCCCUGAUUCCUAUGCCAGAUAUAGACGAUAUGACUGCUUCCCCACAACGCGCACCCGAGCCGCCCGCCUCGGAUGUUUCCCAGAUCCAGAAUGAGCAGGAAAACAGCUCCGAAGAGGCCGCCAGUACACCCAGUUUCUACCCAACCAAAACCCUGCUAAAGUCAUUCGUGCCAUCAACCGAUAAAUCAAAGCAAGAAGAAGAACCGAAACAUGUUCCGAAUCCAAUAGAGGAUGACAUUUUUAUAUACUACGAUUAAUAUCCGAUUAAUAUUUUACAGAAAAUUAAAGAGUUCAA
Messenger RNA from Leguminivora glycinivorella, 431 nucleotides. Its product is annotated as ubiquitin carboxyl-terminal hydrolase 36-like. The coding region runs from base 52 to 393 and encodes 113 amino acids. The record is from RefSeq and is a predicted model, not a curated record. Lineage: Eukaryota; Metazoa; Arthropoda; Insecta; Lepidoptera; Tortricidae. The transcript is spliced from 2 exons.